UUUUCUAUUUAAACCUGAUUAUGUAGAUUAGACUUACCGACCACAGCGGCCGUAUCGGUCAUCGACUUCUUUUAUGAUUCGUCUUAUUGGAACCCUGACUACAACUAUCAAGCAAUGGAACAACAAAAGGUCUCGAUUACGGAGACGAACUUUGGCGGCAUCGCUUACUCAUCGGAUGGCAUGGAAAGCUUUUCCGAUCGUGUACUCUGUCCGCAUCCCUUGAUGGCUCACCACGAGCCGCAACGUCAGCACCAACAACAAUCGUCCGAGGCGAUAACAACAGGCGGCGAUGGAGACUGCGGCAUCAGCGGCAAUGGUCGCCAACUUCAAUCAGGUUUCCUAGUGAAACGAGUGGAUGCUAAAAAGACGAUGGCCGAAAUUUCCAUUCCCGGAAUGCGAGCCGUGUUUGGAAUCGGCUCUUCAAUGAUCCGUCGAGUUAUCUGGAUUGUCAUCCUAAUCACGUGCUUCGGCAUUGCCGUGGUCCAGGUUCACGAUCGUGUGAUUUACUACAUGUCAACGCCAGUAACUGUCAAUGUGCGCGUGUCGAGAAAUGAAACUCUUCCCUUUCCUAUUCUCUCAAUUUGCAACAAGAACACGUUCAACAUGACAGCUAUGGGGAUCUUGAAAACGGAAAAAGCAAAUUUGAUCACGCGCACGAACGGUACCGUCUUGUCGCAGAGAGAGAUUGACAAAUGGGAUGUAGCUGAUUUGGUCGGUGUUCGUGGCUAUGAUGUUCUUGAACUCUGGAAUUUUAUAUCUCAUUCACUUGAGAGAAUGAUCAUCGAAUGUUUCUUUGGAAGGAAUAAGACGUGUGACGAACGUGGGAAAUGGACAAAGAUAUACAAUUAUAUGGGUGUGUGUUACUCCUAUGCUCUAGAAGAUUCCGUAGUGGAUACUACCGGCUUAUUCAAUAAUUUCUACCUCAAGCUGCACGAUGUUGAGCCUUUGGCGUACAGAGGGGACACAAGCGGAUGGAAAUUACUCAUUCACGACCGUAAGGAUUCGCCGUUGGUUAUUCUUCGUAGUCACGGCACAACUUUAUAUCGUGGUUGGGCCAAAGAUAUGCGCGUUUUUGUCAGGCAGUUUCGAACGUUAAAUACUGAAAGCCGUGAGUGUUCCGACGAGCAAGAUUAUUCCUACUCCAAGUGCAUCGCACAGUGUUUUAGCAAAGCAGUUACCGAUGCUACUACAUGUCGGCUUCCCUACAUCGAUGCUGACACAGUCGGUGCAGUUAAGUUAUGCAACGACUCACAGACAUACGCAGCCGCCAGCGAUAAGGUAGAAAAUCUCCUCUUCUUCGGGAAGUGGUCCGAAAACAACUGUACAUCCUGCCCAAGACAAUGCAAUCAAGACUUUUACAUCACGUACACCGAAACGACGGAAAUGAAAAGGGGUCAGGAAAAUCUCGGGAAAUUGCGAAUAUUUUAUCAGGAUAUGACCUACGACGACAUAGAAGAGGAAUACGGCUACACCGCCAUACCGCUCCUGUGCGACAUUGGGGGCUCGUUGGGCUUGCUCCUCGGUGCUUCCGUCCUUACGUUCUUCGAGAUCAUCGAGGCUAUUUCGACCGCCUUGUUUCAUCUGACAGCAAUGUUCACCACAUGUUGCUGCCUUAUGGUAAAGCCAAACAAAGUUCCCCAGCAGCUUUAACAGCUUUCAAAUUUGAAGCAGCAUUUGCUAACAUGGGGCCAUAAAACGAAUUGCUGCCUCGUGAGAGAUUAAAUUCGACCAACCAAAUACAAGCAAGGGCAACCUGAUUGAUAGAAAGAAGUAAAAGAAAAUCGUCUCCUCCUCAGAAAACAAAAACAAAAAAAACCAAACAAAAACAAUUGUUUUCUAAUGACGAUUGUGAACCGUCACAUGAAGGGAUUGAAUAAGCGAUUCGGGUUACUGUUGGAUGUAACGAAUAACGAGAGUAGGCAAGUCAGUUAAGGUAAAUGCCAGUUGGAAUUCCCUCACUGUAUUCACGAAGAGCUUAACACAUCACCAGUAAUUGUUUUCUCAACUAGAUCAAAAUGGAAUAUAGCAUCUACUUCGCUGUACUGAGUAA
Messenger RNA from Daphnia carinata, 2050 nucleotides. Its product is annotated as acid-sensing ion channel 5-like. Gene Ontology annotation, molecular function: ligand-gated sodium channel activity. Bases 115 to 1650 code for a protein of 511 amino acids. The transcript has 11 exons. The record is from RefSeq and is a predicted model, not a curated record. NCBI's taxonomy places the organism in Eukaryota, Metazoa, Arthropoda, Branchiopoda, Diplostraca, Daphniidae. Gene Ontology annotation, cellular component: membrane. Gene Ontology annotation, biological process: sodium ion transmembrane transport.